Brettanomyces nanus is the source of this 1752-nucleotide messenger RNA. RefSeq lists its product as uncharacterized. The record is from RefSeq and is a predicted model, not a curated record. The transcript has a single exon. Gene Ontology annotation, molecular function: zinc ion binding; DNA-binding transcription factor activity, RNA polymerase II-specific; RNA polymerase II cis-regulatory region sequence-specific DNA binding. Gene Ontology annotation, biological process: negative regulation of transcription by RNA polymerase II; positive regulation of transcription by RNA polymerase II. Bases 1 to 1752 code for a protein of 583 amino acids. NCBI's taxonomy places the organism in Eukaryota, Fungi, Ascomycota, Pichiomycetes, Pichiales, Pichiaceae.
AUGUCCACUCCUAUUUGUAAGAACUGCAAGACGCAGACAACUCCUCUCUGGCGUCGGGAUGAAUCUGGUCAGGUACUUUGCAAUGCUUGUGGCUUGUUUCUCAAGCUUCAUGGAAGACCUAGACCUAUCUCCUUAAAGAGUGAUGUCAUCAAGUCCAGAAAUAGAGUCAAGCACAAUAACUCCAAGUCUGGGCCUAACACUCCCGAAUUAAAAGCCAAAGACUCUAGGGCCAAGUUUUCAUCGAAGCAGUACAGACCCAAAUCUUCCAGAUCUGGCUCUAAACGAAACAGCAACGGUAGCAAUGUCACCAGUUCUCAAUCUGAGAAUGGCUCUAAUGGAACUCCGCAUUUUGGCUCUAUGGCCGCCGUUACUGGCUCAGCAGCAGCAACGACAACAGGAACCACGGCUGGAGCAACAGGGGCUAAUAUGGGCUCUCCUGCAAAUGGAAAAUCACCCGGAUUACUUCCCUUGCUACCACGUAAUCAAAAUGGCAUUACUUCUCCCGUACAGGCAUAUGCCUACGGAAACACAAACUCUUGGGUUGGAAAGUCUCAGGUGAAUCCUACCAUUCACCCGUUACACUAUCCUUCUUCGACUCCUGCUCAGUUUGCUUCCAACCUGGCCAGAGUGACGUCUCCUCUUCUUCUUUCGUCUACGGCGCCACCUAAGUUUAACCCAUCACAAUCUUCUGAAAGAUCAAGUUCCCAGCAGAACCUGGGUAGAGAUGCGAUCCUCAAUGCUGCCGGCGCAUUAGAGACUCUCAGUCAGCAAAGCUCUAACGACAAGAUUCCGGGAAUGCGCUUGGAUAACAAGGCUCAGUCAGCCAAUGGAAAUAGCGGUAAUGGUAAUGGCCUUCCAACACCUUCGGAUUCUGCUCAUUCGCAUACUACUGAGGCGCUUCCUCUUAUUGGUUACGGUCGGAAACCUUAUUCUCCCUCUACAGAACUUAAUGGUUACGCGACACCUCCACUUUUGCCAACUGGCUCCGCAAAGCUUCCUUCCCUAGAUUCUGCAACGACAAGACCUGGAAUGUCACCAAAUUUCGGUGCUUAUCAGUCUCAGAACACAGAGAAGUUACCUCCUCUCAAGAAUCUUACUCAGAACUCUUCUCCAUUGGGAUCUAACCCACCAACUCCAAACUUUGGUGCUCAGCAACAGCAGCAGCAGCGAUCUCAGAUGAUUUCGCCCAUGCUAGUUGGUUCUGCAGAUGGUACACGUCUUCCCUCUUUGGGGAGGUCCCCAAUGUUGGCAUCAUUCCAGCAGCAACAGCAACAACAGCAGCAGCAGCAGACCCAACAGUUCCAAUCUCAACAGAAUGGAUUGACUUCGAAUGAAGAGUUGCGGACGCGAAUUUCGGAGCUUGAAUUAGUGAACGACCUUUACAAGACUCGGAUUAUCGAGUUGGAAGCUACAGACAAUGCUGCCAAGCAAAGGGAAAUGCUACUUAAGAAGCGGAUCGAUGACUUGACGGAUAUGCUUAGAAGAAGAAAGGAGUACAGAUACUCAGGGGAGUAUGCAGGUCAAGCUUUGCAGACAAUGCGGGGAGUGCCUCAAAUAUCGGCAAUACAAGCUGUUCAAGGGAAGAACCAAAUGUCAUCUUCGUCUAAACCGCAUAAUCAGCAACAAAAACCUCAACAGCCCCAACAACAACCUCAACAACUAGCCUCGCCUCCAGUGCCUCAAGUACAGCCCCAGCAAACUCAACAGCAGCCUGGAGGAGAUCUCAAGAGAAUUAAAGUUGAACCGAAUUGA